This is a messenger RNA of Rhipicephalus microplus (southern cattle tick), 2158 nucleotides long. RefSeq names its product AN1-type zinc finger protein 1. Gene Ontology annotation, biological process: protein targeting to ER; proteasome-mediated ubiquitin-dependent protein catabolic process. Gene Ontology annotation, molecular function: zinc ion binding. The record is from RefSeq and is a predicted model, not a curated record. Gene Ontology annotation, cellular component: endoplasmic reticulum; cytoplasm. NCBI's taxonomy places the organism in Eukaryota, Metazoa, Arthropoda, Arachnida, Ixodida, Ixodidae.
GUUGACCACACAAACGUGCGGAUUGGAAGUCGAAAGUAGCCGAAACCGUAUAUACCAGCUGGUUGACUAAGCGUUAGGUCAGCGCUCAUUUGGAAGCUUUGUAUUUUGUUGCCUAGUAAUCAGCUGGCUUAUAAUUGAUGCUGGAAUCAUAUUGAUGUGUCGUUAAAAAUCCAGGAGAACUCAUUUUGAAUAAUACAAAUUCAGCAAUUAAUACGAGACGCACGGACAAGCUUUAGGUGGUACUGUAUGUUGCGGCGGAACUGCUUGUUAUGGCAGAGCUGCCUCAGCUGGGUAAACACUGUCACGUGGAAUCAUGCAAUCGUUUAGAUUUUUUGCCUUUUGAAUGUGUGCACUGCAAGAACACCUUUUGCAGUGACCACCGCACAUCGGAUGCGCAUGUGUGCGAUCAAGUGCAGGCACACAUUCUAUCUGACAAGGAGGCCAAGUGCAGUAGGACUGGAACGCUUUUCGGAUGCACAUUUAGCGAGUGCACACAAAAAGAACUCACUCCUAUAGCCUGUGGAUUAUGUGCCGCUAAUUUUUGCGUGCGGCACCGACACGCUCAAGACCACAAAUGCAAAUGUCUCCAACCAGUGUCGGAGCACAUGCCUCUCACCACAAAGGUAGUCCAGAAAAUACUGGAGUCAAAGAAGCCAGUUGAAAAAACCAUGUCAAGCAAAGCAAGCAUAUCUCCAACUGCACAGAAGGUGAAACUGAUGAAAAUGAAAAUGCAUGCUGCUGGUGAAAAAACUAUCCCCCUAGCCGACAGGGUGUAUUUUGAAGUAUACUUUCCAAAAGGCCACAAGGUUCGCUCAAAGCCCUAUCAUUUUUCAAAGUUAUGGACUGUGGGGAGAGCAAUUGAUAGCACUGCUAUAAUUGAGAAACUUCCAAACCAGAACAACAGGCAGACUGAAAAGAGGCUGCUGCUGUUCCAAGCAAGUACCUUAAAGGUGCUCGGUGUGAGCGACAGUUUUGAGACACUGUUGAACUCCAAGCUCCUGAAUGAAGCGGAGACAUUAAUUCUUGAAUAUGUUCCUCCAGACUGUGAUUCAUUGUCAGCAGACUAUCACUUUGAGGAAACUUGAGUUUCUUCAAUUUUUAAUAGGAAGCAACAUCUUGAAUCGAGGUUCACAUCUGUUGCAAGACAUCUCUGUGUGACUUUACUUGUUUUGUUAUAGCGAUUUGUAGCUCUACACUUCAACACCCUUUGCUGCAAUGAAGUUAUUCUUGAAAGUCGUACCACAGAGCACUCACAUGAUUUCAGUUCCUGGCCAUGGUGGAUGCAUUCUAACAGGGAAAAAAUGCUUACGUUCUAUUGAAGAGGCAGAACUUUUGCAUUACGCUAGCUUCUAGGUUGCAAAUUGAUAACUGAGGUGUAAGUUUGCAGAUGUGUGCAUAGGAAUGUAAAUUUGAGGGGAUCAACUGGCAUAUGGCUGGCGAACAAUGCAUUCUAUGAACUGCUUUUGCAAUGUCUCCAUGAAAGAGGGCUACAUGCUUUUAUUUUAUUGCAAGGAGUUAAUGUCACAUGGCACCCCAGGAUAAAAGAAAGCUUCAAGAGGCCAUUCACACUGCCAUACACUCAUCUAGGGUUUAUAUAUUGAUGUUACAUGAUUCUUGGUAUAGUGCCAGAAAUGCUGUUGCCUUUAGACUUCCGCGCACUUAGUGCUGGUCAAAUGAAAUCUCGUGAAAACAUAUACUAAAAUAUGGCUGUCCUAGUAUACUGUGUCUGACGUCUCCACAAGAGUGCUUGGCUCUGUAAUAAAAAUUAACUAUUAUUCAAAUACUGAAAACGCUGCCUACUACUACAAGCUGCCUCCUAGAAAGUUUAUUACUCCAAAAUGAUUGUUACUGACUGUAAAGGUAGCUGCACGAGGCAUGUCUAGUUGUUAAAGGAGAACAUCAAAUCAAAUGAAUUAGAAGGGCUUGCCAUCCAUUUUUAAAAUGUUUUCUUGUACCUGAAUAAAAUAGGCAUGUUUGAGUAUUUAUUUGUUUUAAAUGUCUUAAAUUUAGCACUUAGUGUGUGUCAUUAUAUUAUUCACAUUAUUCUUGCUUUAUCCUCUCUACUUUUAUCAAAACAUAAAUUAUCACAUAACAUUCUUGUUGUCUCUGUAAUUUGUGAUGCAAGCCUACAUAAUAAAAUGCUCUGUUUGUUGCUUAC